This is a messenger RNA of Manihot esculenta (cassava), 963 nucleotides long. RefSeq lists its product as uncharacterized. Gene Ontology annotation, biological process: protein folding; chaperone-mediated protein complex assembly. Lineage: Eukaryota; Viridiplantae; Streptophyta; Magnoliopsida; Malpighiales; Euphorbiaceae. The transcript is spliced from 6 exons. The record is from RefSeq and is a predicted model, not a curated record. Bases 152 to 748 code for a protein of 198 amino acids. Gene Ontology annotation, molecular function: Hsp90 protein binding; protein-folding chaperone binding. Gene Ontology annotation, cellular component: cytosol; nucleus.
AAAAAUAUAGUGGAAAGUACUAGAAAGAAACGACGCUCACCCCCUUUAUUUUCUUCUUUGCCUAUAAAUCCCCCACGGUCUGUCUUCUGCUGUACGGUGUUCUCUGGAUUCUAGGGUUUUAGACAUUCACUUCCCCCAACCGAGAUUAAAAAUGAGUCGUCAUCCUGAGGUGAAGUGGGCCCAGAGGGUCGACAAAGUUUUCAUCACAGUGCUAUUGCCAGAUGCCAAAAAUGCAAAGGUCAAUCUUGAGCCAGAGGGUGUUUUUACAUUCUCUGCCAGUGCUGGAGCAGGAGACAAUCUUUAUGAACUGAAGUUGGAACUCCAUGAUAAGGUUAAUGUGGAGGAAAGCAAAAUUAAUAUUGGUGUAAGGAGUAUAUUCUGCAUCCUGGAGAAGGCUGAGAAAGGGUGGUGGAAAAAGCUAUUGCGUGGAGAUGGCAAGCCUCCACAUUAUCUCAAAGUAGAUUGGGACAAAUGGGUAGAUGAAGAUGAAGAUGAUGGUGGUUUAGGUAACAACUUUGACAUGGGAGGGAUGGAUUUUUCGAAUUUCGGAGGCAUGGGAGGCAUGGGAGGCAUGGGAGGAAUGGGAGGAAUGGGAGGAAUGGGAAUGGGAGAUGAUGGUAUGGGUGAAUUUGAUGACAGUGAUGAUGAGGACCAAGAAGUGGCAAAGCCUGACAAGGCAGAAGGAGCUGCGAAGACAGAUGAAAAAGAAAAUGUAGAAGAGAAAAAGGAAGCUGCACCAAGCGGUUGAAGAGAGAAUUUAUUGAAAUGAUAGUUGUGCGUUGAAUUUUUCGGUAUACUAGUUGAAAGAUUGCCUUUUUAACUUGGUGAGUGGAGUCAAAGACUGCCGAACGUUGGUUUCCGUCUUAUAGACGGUUGAAAAUGCUCUUUUGACUUUGGAAUGUUGUACUUUUAGUUGUGCUUCAUGGAUAUAAUUAUUUGAUCUGAAGAUUUGAUUCUCCCUAA